This is a messenger RNA of Megalobrama amblycephala (Wuchang bream), 3123 nucleotides long. It is a transcript of the gene pde9ab, whose product is annotated as phosphodiesterase 9ab. The record is from RefSeq and is a predicted model, not a curated record. The coding region runs from base 861 to 2420 and encodes 519 amino acids. Gene Ontology annotation, biological process: cGMP catabolic process. Gene Ontology annotation, molecular function: 3',5'-cyclic-GMP phosphodiesterase activity. NCBI's taxonomy places the organism in Eukaryota, Metazoa, Chordata, Actinopteri, Cypriniformes, Xenocyprididae. The transcript is spliced from 19 exons.
AUUUUGUUAAAGUUAUUCACAUUUUAACAGAUUCUGCAAGGGGUUCACAACCUUUCAAGCAGCACUGUAUAUAUUUUGCUGCCGUUGUGAUACAGGUAAGGUUAGGAACAGGUUUGGUGGUAUAGUUUAAACUGAUAAGUCAACGGUGUAAUUAUAGCUGUAAAUACAGAAAUUAAUUAACAAGCAGGUAUUUUUAAAUUAUAAGUACAAUGUAAAAACCUGUAAGUGCAUUGUAUCAAUUGAUUAAUUUAAUUGUCAGUACAUAAAGGCACUUAAUAUACAGUGGGACAGAACAUUGCAUCUAUAACAAGCAAUUUUUUUAUUUAAGUAUGUCUGGGUAGAUAUUUCAUUUGUCAAGAAAAGGAGCAGUUGUAAUGGAUACGCGUGUCGCCUCCAAGCAGUAAAUGACAUAGAGUACAUAGUCAGCUCCAAGCUGUAACAGUUCCUUGGCAACGCUGGAGAGCAGGGGAGUGAGUGAUAGCCUACUUAAAGAGCAGAGCUGUGACUCCUGCUGAAGCCGACCGCAUCCAACACCUCCAUCAGCAUCUCUGAGUGAGCGGCUGCAGGAGACUGAAUGGCACAUGCUGAGGUAGGGCAACAGCUUUUUUUUCAUUUAUGUGCUGUCAAAUAUUCUGCAAAUGCCUGUUUUAGUGCCAAUAUUCCACUUUAUAUCCUAUGAAAUCAGCAGUUGCAUGUAACUUGUGUUGGAUGAUAAAUCUGAAUUAAGUGAACAAUGAAGUUCAUUUUAUAUUUUUACAUUUUGUUUUGAAGUGUUCUUUGCUGGUUCAGAGAAGAAGGUAGCUAUAGAUUGUGUAUCUGUUGCUAAACCAUCAUCAUCAUCAUCAUCAUCAGAGGUCAUCAUGGGGUCAAGUUCCUCAUCUUAUGCCCCUAAAACUAUUUAUCUGGAGGUGGAUGGAAAAGUGCAAAGGGUGAUUUUCAGUCGACACUGUAGUCCAUGUGACAUCAAGGAGCUCCUUUGUUCAUCAUCCAAUAUUGCCAGAAACACAGCUAUACUUCUGAUUGACUCAGAAGGAGCAUUGAUAUCCAUUGACCCUACCAUGCCAGCAAACACUCCAAACAACUUAUAUAAGGUUAUGCCCCAUUCCACAAACCAAGGAGGAGAGAAGGAAGACAUGUUCCAGAACGUCCUGUCACAAGUGGCUGAGCAGUUCAGCAGGGCUUUCAGGAUCAAUGAGCUGAAGACUGAAGUGACCAACAGACUGGCCAUGCUGGAGAAGAGAGUGGAACUGGAGGGACUGAAAGUGGUGGAAAUUGAGAAGUGUAAGAACGAUCUGAAGAAAUUGAGAGAUGAAAUGACCUCUAGAGGAGGAGUGCGAGUGACUUGCAAUUGCAAAUAUAACUUUAGUGAUGAUGGGAAGAAACUCUCUCCUAGACGAGAUGUCCCGAGCUACCCAAAGUACACACUUUCUCAGGAAACAAUAGAGGCUCUGAAAAAACCCACCUUUGAUGUAUGGCAUUGGGAACACAAUGAGAUGCUUAGCUGUCUGGAGUAUAUGUAUCAUGACCUGGGACUGGUUAAGGAGUUUAAUAUGAAUCCCAUAACUCUCAAAAGAUGGCUGCUGGCAAUUCAAGAAAACUACCGCGACAACCCUUUCCACAAUUUCCGUCACUGCUUUUGUGUGAGCCAGAUGAUGUAUGGAAUGAUCCAUCUGUGUAACCUUCAGGAGAGGCUGACAAUGACAGACAUGUGUAUUUUGAUGACCGCAGCAGUUUGUCAUGACCUGGACCACCCGGGAUACAACAACACGUAUCAAAUUAAUGCCCGCACUGAGCUGGCUGUGCGCUAUAAUGACAUCUCUCCACUGGAGAACCAUCAUUGUGCUGUGGCCUUCCAGAUCCUCUCCAUGCCCGAGUGCAACAUAUUCGCCAAUGUAGAGCCUGACUCCUUCAAACAGUUACGACAGGCGAUCAUUACUCUUAUUCUGGCGACGGAUAUGGCCAGGCAUGGAGAGAUACUGGACUCCUUCAAACAGAAAGUGGACAACUUUGACUUUACCAAUGAGGAGCAUGUUAAAUGUCUGAAGAUGGUCUUGAUCAAGUGUUGUGACAUCUCCAAUGAGGUCAGACCCACUGAGGUGGCAGAGCCGUGGGUGGACUGUCUCCUGGAGGAGUACUUCAUGCAGAGUGACAGAGAAAAAUCAGAAGGUCUUCCUGUGGCUCCGUUUAUGGAUCGUGACAAAGUCACCAAACCAACGGCACAAAUUGGCUUCAUUAAAUUCGUCCUCAUCCCAAUGUUUGAGACUGUCAUGAAGCUCUUUCCACAGAUUGAGGAGAUCAUGGUUCAGCCUUUGAGAGACUCCCGUGAUCACUAUGAAGAGCUCAAACAGAUAGAUGAUGCCAUGUCGGAGGCACAGAAGAAGAAAACAGAAAGCAUGUCUUUGGGUGGAAAGAAGAAAUAAUCUACAGUCUGCUUCUUUUAUGGAAUCUCAGGCCGAUCCUGCUCCCAGUUUUCUGAAACUGAGGUUUUGAACUGUUUGGGCUCUCCAAGCACCCUAUUUCUGAAGGAGAGUGUUGGACCCCCUUCUAUGUAUUGAGACAUCAAGAAUUUCCAGAAAAGACAGUCACCUGUAGUAAAGGAGGGGGUCAAAGUGACUAAUUCUGUUGAUUUUGGUGAUCUAAUUAUUCCUCACAGAUAGGCUAUGUUUACACUAUUGAAAUAAAGUGCUUGGCCCUCAAAUAUUGUUUUACUGUCACAGUAAAAAUAUAAAUAAACACGUUUUGGAAGGUGCAGUCAAGAUUUGUAACUUGAAGAUGCUUGAUCAGAUAAUGGCAUUAUAUGAAAACACAAACUGAUUUGUACUUUGGUACGUAUUGAUUUUAAUUCUGGCACUGAGUGAAUUUUGUAGGAAAUGAUUUUACCAAAGCAGUUAAUAGUAAUAACUCAGGAAAACAUGUUAAGCAUUGUUCCAACAGAAAACCUUACAUGUGAACAAAAAACUUUGAAAAUCAAUAAAAUAUAAUCUUGAAACAUGUCUAAAUUGGUGUUGUUGUUUUUUAUAUAUUCUUGGGACUGUAAAAAUUCACAGCAUUUACCUGUGAAAACUAUAAAAUAUUAAUUUCUAGAAGAGCAUUUAUAAAUUGAAAUUGAUCCCUGAAAAAAAG